CAAGAAAUGACUUGUAUGUGGAGGUAAGAAGAAGGUGAUGAUAUUGGUCUUCUCACAGAAUUCAACAAAUUCAUGUGUUAGAUGGGAGCCGUAUCCAUCACAUAUAAGAAGGGUAUAUUGACCCUUCCUAUAUCUUUUAGUAUGCCGAUAGAAUGACUGAAUCCAUUGGAAGGCAAUUGUAUCAGUCAUAUAACCAUUUUCUGAUACUCCAAUUGAAUAGUCUUGUUGAAUAUCAGCAGCUUCAAACCAAUUUGUAAGUAUACAGCUACCACUCAUGAGAAUAAGUGGUGGGCAGGUCCAGCCAUCUGCAUUGACUGCUUCAACCACAGUAACAUAUUCACGGUUUGAAUUCAUCCCAAUAUGAGGCUUAUUAAUAUUGAAGUCCCUGGUAAUAAUCCAUUGAUCACGACCAACACCGAUAUUGAAGCCAGUCUCAUCAAAAUUGUAGAUAUCCUCCUUUAAUAUCCCAUGGUUCUGGAUGGUCUGAUGGAGCUUCUGAAACCACUCCUGAAUAACCUCACGAUCCUCUGCACGCUUGCGGUCAAGCUCUAUAGCUCUAGAGCGACGUCUUUUAUAUUCAGGAUGCCUUCCUAGCCAUCGGUUUAACCAUUUCUCGCUGACAGUAGGUGGAGGGGUGUCUAGGCUGGUAUGGGUUGAUCUCAGAAUAGAAUUGGCACUUGAUUGGAUCAUUUGUGCAAGUGGCUUUAUAUUUAAUUGCUCUAGAGUAUCAACAUAGUGACACAGAGCCUUUUCUUGCUCUUCUGAUAAUCUGGUGUUGGUUGGUGGUCGUUCACAUAGAUUGGACCGUCCCUUCCACCUUGCGGAGAGGGUUUGCCGUUUAACUCCAUAUUCACGUGCAGUUUUGGCGAUAUUUGGGGGAUUUUGUGUGCUUAACGCGUCAAUAGCUUUGAGCAUUCGAUCUUCAUAAUUUUUAUUGAAUUUGGGCAUGGUGGUGGUGGUUGAAUUAUAUGAUAAAGUUGAUGGGUUGGAAUUCUACGAAGUUCUAAAAUCGGUGCUCGGGUGGCUGGGGUGCUCGGGUGGUUGUCAGGGUCGCGCAAUACGCGCGACCCCGAAGGUUACCGUAGGGGUCGGUUAAUCGUUAACCGCCUCCAACUUGGGCCGCCAACUUCUUAUCUUCUGUUUCCAGCACCAGCGAACAUGGCUCAUUGGGAGCUGUGUCCCUAGUUUCUUUUUUUUUUUUUCCUGUUGUUAUACGAGUUGCUCUUUCUGUUCCGUGAGAACGGCCUGACUCUGUCUCUUGCUACCUCGAGGGAAAGAAAGUCGAUAUGCCUCCAAACAGGAAAAAAAAGAAGCCAGCCGCUAAUCCUGCUCGAGGUUUCGCUACUGUCUCCAUCCCAUCGAAACCUAAGGUCACUGAGUCCUCUGAAUCACCGUCGAGGGAGCCUCCCAAAACUGCACCGGUCAGUGACAGGCCGGCACCUGCUGGAGGGAAACAACCGCAAGUGCAAGGUGGAGAGAGGACUCCAUCUCUCCAGCAGUACUCACCAGAGGAGCUAGAAAGGCACCUGGAGGACUCGGAGCUACAAUUGCUUGUUGAAAAAUAUGCAUCUAAGUGCAAAAGUGACGCGGCUCGCCAGGCUGCGAAACUGGAGACCGAUCGACGCGUCCUGCGGCAGCAGGCUGUCUCGUUGAACCUUUUAGAAUGGAUGCCUUCUGAAGUGCUGGACCAGAUUCUUAAAUUAGCAGAGACAGAGGAAGCGGAGCUUGGCCCGCUACUAAAGAAGCCGUCAAAUGGCGUAAGACGGUCAGCUUCUCAGGAGGAGCUCUGUGUGAGACUUUGGACCCUUAAAGAAACGCUCCUUAAGUCGGGUUUCCCGGAAUCGAAAGUAGACGAUGCAUUAAAAUAUAUCUUGUUCCACUUCGCCGGGAAUGCUACAAAUGCCAACAGGGAUAUGGUUUGGAAUUUGGACGAGUCGCUCGACUGGCUGGCGAUGCAUUGCAAUCCAGAUGAUAUGCCAUCUUACACGCGGACGAAUGCCCAGCUUCCCAAGGAAUCAGAGAAUGUCUCUUCUUGGAUCACCGAUCGUGAGCCCUCACGAUCUUCAACUCCACUUUCGCCUCAAGGUGACAGUAAAAAGGCACCCAAACUUCCAAGCGCACCCAAGGCGCCCAACAUUCCGAGCGGAAGCCCUUAUGAUUCUGAUAGCUCUGUUGACCCUGACAACUUUGUCACAGAAUUUGUGGACUUACAGUCUAGGCUCUACCACCUCAAACCUGGACUUUUCAACCGGUCCAAAAAGGGGAAGAAAUCAACCAACGAGGAUAAUAGACAAGUUGAGGAAGAUCCUCAGGUUUUAAAAAUCCAGCGAAAGAUUUCAAAAAUUGAGAAUGAUGUGCUCUUUGACCGUCGAGAAGCCGAAUAUCUGUGGAAAGAGAAGCUUGAUGAAUUUAGGAAAGAAGCUGUGUUUUCCCGGCCUAAUACACAGGAGAGUAUCCCUUCUGCCUCUGCAACAGAUCCAGGGAAACAGGGGAGGUUGGAAGAAACCAAGGCACAGUCGGGGGCGAAUACGCUGCCUGCCGAUAAUAUUAUUGAAAAUGAAGAUGUAGACCUCCUUGGAGACAUGUUCGAAACCGAGACACCCAUUUUAGAUGCAAUAAUAGAGUCUAAAUCGGAUACUGGAGUAACGCUUCGUGAUUUUGGCAAAUGGACGGGCAUUAGUCCACGGCGUGUACUCGAAGAGACCUGCAAAGCGAGGGAUGCCGGAUGUACCGUUACUUAUAAGGACCUCUCGUCAUCAAGCUACUCGAACAGGAAGGCUGUUGAAGUAAGAUGGUCUAAACCUCAGGAUGUCCCGUUUCCGCUGUCAGUGGAUAUGGUAACUAUCAAGUCAAACGCCUAUGCCACUUUUGCUUCCAUGGAUACAAUUGCAACGCCGACCUCCCAACAAGCGGAAGGUUAUAUUUCUUCACUUGCUCUUUUCCUUUUAUUCUCACAGAGUCCAAAGGAAAGCAAAUCGUAUCUGCGGAUUCCAGCCGUGUGGCGGGAAUUUUGGACUGAACUCGGAAGCCUGAGAAAGGCACAGGAGGACGAAAUUGACAAGAAGACAGUUAAAAGCUUAAAAAAUAUGAUAGAGGAAGAUCGCCAUACUUUCGAGGACGAUGUCGUCUUGUCGGACAACUUCAAAAAAAGAAAUGGAACCUCUGCUAAGCCAGAUAUUUCUAAAAGCCGCACUCGAGACAAUCACUUCUCUGAAGAAGUGUUGAAGAAGCUUUGGAUUGACACGUCUUCAACCUCCUCUUUCCAGCACAUGAUCCAAGGAAGAAUAAACCUACCGAUAUGGGGAUUUAAGGAAGACAUACUGCGCACUCUUGACGCGCACCGGGCAGUAAUCAUAUGCAGCGAAACAGGAAGCGGUAAAAGUACACAGGUGCCGUCGUUCAUAUUGGAAAAUGAGCUUCAACACGGUCGUCCUUGCAAGAUCUAUGUCACGGAACCUCGAAGGAUUUCUGCAAUCUCUUUGGCCAGAAGGGUAAGCGAGGAAUUGGGAGAGAGCAAGAAUGACGUAGGAACAUCACGGUCUCUUGUCGGAUACGCUGUGAGGUUAGAAAGCAAGGUCAGCCAGCAAACGAGACUAGUAUAUGCGACCACUGGGGUCGUAGUACGAAUGCUGGAACGCCCCGAGGAUUUUCAAGACAUCUCGCACGUCAUUCUUGACGAAGUACAUGAACGUUCAAUUGACGGUGAUUUCCUUCUCAUUGUCCUCCGAAGACUGAUGCAGCAGAGGCCAGAUCUGAAGCUAGUAUUGAUGUCGGCGACUCUUGAAGCACAACGAUUUUCAUCAUACCUUGGCGGCGUCCCUGUUUUGAACAUACCUGGAAGGACAUUCCCUGUGGAGAUCAAAUAUUUGGAGGAUGUCAUCGAAACGACAAAAUACCGAUUGUCAGAAGACAACUCGUCGACGUUAUCUGAAGAUGAUGUAGAGGAGGCCCCUGCUGAGAACGCAUCUUCUGGUGGUCUGCUGGCAACACUCGACCAUUAUUCCAAGCAAACCAAAGACACGGUUCUUAAAUUCGAUGAAUACCGCCUCGACUAUCAACUGAUUAAGACGCUUCUUCUCAAGAUUGCAUUAGCACCAGAGCUGGCGCAGUAUAGCAAAGCAAUCCUGGUAUUUAUGCCUGGACUGGCAGAAAUCCGUCGGCUAAAUGACGAGAUCCUCUCUGAAGCUGCUUUUCAGAAAGGGUGGGUUGUUUACACACUUCACUCUUCCAUCGCUAGCGAUGACCAAGAGAAGGCAUUUGUUGUGCCUCCUGAGGGUAUAAGGAAAAUUGUGAUUGCCACGAAUAUUGCCGAGACAGGUAUCACAAUUCCCGAUAUAACUGCUGUCGUCGAUGCAGGUAGAGAGAAGACAAUGCGAUUUGAUGAACGGCGACAGCUGUCUCGGCUUGUAGAAACGUUCAUCUCUCGUGCUAAUGCUAAACAGCGGAGAGGACGAGCAGGACGAGUCCAGAAUGGCAUCUGUUUCCAUCUGUUUACCAAGUACCGGCAUGAUAAUUUGCUCGCAGGUCAACAAACUCCUGAAAUGCUUCGAUUAUCCCUGCAGGACUUGGUUCUGAGAGUCAAGAUUUGCAAACUAGGCGAAGUAGAGCAGACCCUCCUUGAAGCUCUAGAUCCUCCGUCACCCAAAAAUAUACGCCGAGCGAUUGACUCUCUCAAGGAGGUGAAGGCCUUGACAAAUGCGGAGGCCUUAACACCGUUGGGGAUGCAGCUUGCCAAGUUACCUCUGGAUGUUUUCCUCGGGAAACUCAUCAUCUACGGUUGUUUCUUUAAAUGCCUGGAUGUCUGCGUUAGCAUCGCGGCCAUUAUGUCUUCCAAGUCACCUUUUGUCAACGUCAUGGGGUCCAACACGCAGAAGGAGCUGGCUAGGCUUUCUUUCAAGAAAGGGGAUUCGGAUCUAUUGACUGUAUACAACGCUUACUGCUCCUGGAAACGCACAAGGAGCACUCAUGGCGCGAAUGAAUAUGCAUUCUGCAGGAAAAACUAUCUCAGUCCUCAGACUCUCCUGAAUAUCGAAGAUAUCAAGAUGCAACUUCUUGUUUCCAUCGCCGAUGCCGGACUUAUUUCUUUAGAUUCGACGCAACGAGCUGCUUUUAAUAGGGCUCGCUAUAGCGGCCGGCAACGACAGUUCUUUUCAAUACCCGAAGAGUACGACUUAAACAGCACGAAUGAUGUUGUGGUCAAUUCGGUAAUAGCUUGGAGCUUCUACCCCAAGCUACUCACCCGCGAGGGCAAAGGCUGGCGGAACAUCGCAAACAACCAGACAGUAACCCUUCAUCCAACAUCCGUGAACAAGCAAUCAGAAUCGUUGGUGAGGUGGCUAUCGUAUUAUAAUAUCAUGCAAGCGCGUAACAGGGCCUACCAUGCGCAUGAAACCAGCGCUGUUGAGGAUUUCGCGAUUGCUUUACUCUGCGGCGAUGCCGAGUUUAAGAUGUAUCCGGGUGUGAUCUCUAUAGACGGGAGCAGGAUCCGGUUCUCAGUCCGCAACUGGAAACCCAUGCUUGCGUUGAAAAUCCUUAACUCCCGCAUGCGAGAUAUCCUUUCUGGUACAUUCCGCAACCCACACAAAGCAUUAUCAUAUCGACAACAGCAGUGGAUUGAGAUCUGGCAGCAGAUCUUCUCACGAGCAGGGAAGAGGAGUCUUGAUUCAAAGAGGGAGCGGAAGGCAUAGUAUAGCAUGAGGGGUCCUUCAUGUUCCACCACUGCAAAUAGGGAAAAUAGAUAUUACCUCUCUUGUUGCAUUCCCAUUGGAAGAGGAAAUGAGAUAUACUAGUAGAAUUCUUAGGUUUUAUCUUACAAUAGAUGCCAUUCACU
Molecule: messenger RNA, 5830 nt
Organism: Monascus purpureus
Lineage: Eukaryota; Fungi; Ascomycota; Eurotiomycetes; Eurotiales; Aspergillaceae
Source: the annotation of a GenBank genome assembly